Molecule: messenger RNA, 2300 nt
Organism: Scophthalmus maximus (turbot)
Lineage: Eukaryota; Metazoa; Chordata; Actinopteri; Pleuronectiformes; Scophthalmidae
Gene: rnf41l
Product: ring finger protein 41, like
Exons: 7
Coding region: 648-1682 (344 amino acids)
Molecular function (GO): zinc ion binding
Source: RefSeq, a predicted model, not a curated record
UCCAAUAAUGCAAAACAGUACUACUUAAAGUAACUCAAUACAUUUUGCAGGUCAGAUCUUUGUGUGUAUCUUUGUGUAUUUUUACAUUGUAGAGGAUCAGGUCUUUCCCACUGAGUCUUACCUAACAGACCAUAAACCGACUGGGAUGAGUCCGAGCGAAUGGGUUGCUCUUUGAUGUUUGUGGUCCGAGAGUAUGUUGUCAUCUGAUGUCCUGCAGUCUGUAAUCCAAUCAGGGAUAGAGAGAGAGAGUUAUCCAUGUUAAUCCCACAUGCAGAGAGAGAGAGAGAGGCAGAAAGAGGAACCUAGGAUAUUGUGGGUCAUCAACAUAGACAGAAACAUUUGAAGGACAGCAGUAAUCUCUGAAGGCGACACCACCACACAGUUUUAUGCUGCCCGCCAGGGUCCUGAAUCCUCGUUGUCAGGGAUACCUCUCUAUGGAAACGCAGUCCCAAAGGCAGGGGAGGGCUUUGGGAGAGAGGAGACCCUUACCGUGAUGGAGCACUAAGUGGAGUAGAGAUAGAAGAUGAAGAGGUUGUAGUAGCAGCAAGUCAAGAGUGGAGGUCACCUGUGGAGGAAACAGUGGAGUUGGAAUUAACAGAAGGGAAGAGGUAGAAGAACCUGGAUGAAGUGAGAGUUAACUUGUCAGGAUGGGCUAUGAUCUUGAGAGGUUUGUGGGCUAUGUGAACGAGGGUCUGCUGUGCUGUGUGUGUCGAGACGUGUUGGAGCGUCCCCUCCAGGCGCCCUGUGAACAUGCCUACUGCAGCGCAUGCAUCAGCAGCUGGCUGGUCCAUCAUCACUCCUGUCCAGAGGACAGACUGCCACUGGAUGUGGGCAGUCUGAAACCCUUGUACAGGUACAUGCGUAAUGACCUGAACCGUCUGCAGAUCCGAUGUGUAAACGCAGCCCAGGGGUGUGAGGCACUCUGCUCCCUGGAGAGCCUGCACACACAUGAGGAUGAGUGCGAGUUUGCCUUCAUAUCCUGCUCAAACACGGGUUGUCCUGUGCAGGUGGAGAGACGGGGUUUGGAGGCUCACUUGUCAGAAUGUAACUUCAGCAGCAGAGAGUGUCCAAACGGCUGUGGCCAUACACUUCUCUCCACAGAUCAAUCACAACAUAACUGUGUGGCAGAGCUGCGCACGGAAGUGGAGAUGCUCAGAGCUGAGAUGCUGUGCAAGUUGGAGGAGGUGAGGCGAGAGAUGGAGUCUCGGUUGGACUCGCAGAGGAGACACAUGGUGCAGAAAGAGUCGCAGCUGAAGAACGAGGUGGAGGAGCUCAAGGGUCAGUUGUCACGUGUGAUGUGUGAAAUGCGAGCCCUGUUGGGGGCUGAGCGACUGAGGAGACAGGAGCUGGCAGAAGCAGAGCUGGAGAAGAGGGAACUGUUGGAGCUCCUCAGAGACCUGCAGCAGACUAAGAGUCUGCAUCCUGUGGACCAGACGGACGCAGACCGGCAUCAGGGAGCGCAAAACACAUCCGGCUGGGAGCCAAACACCAAGCCGACAAGACACCAGCAGAGGGAGUCGUCCUUACAUGCCUCUAGUCCGUCUCUACAUUCAGCUCAGGCUUUAAAUGCGUCAGGUCCACCUCCAUCGCCGCAGCUGGGUGAGGGGGGGCGCAAGGGUGGUACCCGGAGUCUGACUCUGGACUGCAUCAAGAGGAAGAGCCGGGAGGUGACUGUAAUCUGAGGAGACUGGACUGACAGGAUAUUAGCCAGAUCAGAAAAUAUUUUCUUUUUUUCUAUUAAUAUUUGGCAGCAAUUUCCAACACAGGUUUAGUCAUCAAUCUAAGGAGUACGGUGUAUGUACUGAAACUUAAGUAGUUUCUGGCAUGGUGACUUUUAGGAUUUUUGUCAUUACAUGUGAGUGUAGAUUAGUUCAAAUCGAAAGAGAAGGUUUUGCGGUGAACUGAAACAUAUGUUGCAUUUCAGGGCAGGUCUUUGUGUAAAUCUUUGUCUCAACUGGGAAAGUAGUGGAAGUUCAAACGACCAGACAGUCAUGUAUUUUGUAAACCCAUGCUCAGCCCACACCAAUCAUGUUUGCAAACAGACCAUUAUGUAAUAACCCUUGGAUUUUGUAUUCGUCAGGUUUUGGUAGAAAACUUUUACUUUUCUUGAUCUCAGGAUUAAAUUAUUCCUAUUUUUCUCGUUACUGAUCCCCCAAAGCUGCAUUUUCUGUGUUGAAAAGUUGGCAUUCCCAAGACUUAUUUAUGAUCCAAGUCUAAGUUCACCUAAAAUGUUAAGAGCUCUUUUGUUAUAUUGUUCAGUUUAAGGUUUGUUUUUUGACUACACGUAUCAUUAACAUCAU